Rhizoctonia solani is the source of this 2904-nucleotide messenger RNA. RefSeq names its product Transposase family Tnp2 protein. Bases 1 to 2904 code for a protein of 967 amino acids. The transcript has 17 exons. NCBI's taxonomy places the organism in Eukaryota, Fungi, Basidiomycota, Agaricomycetes, Cantharellales, Ceratobasidiaceae. The record is from RefSeq and is a predicted model, not a curated record.
AUGGGCCUGUCGACGACUGGGACUCUAGUAAAACCCUCGUCCAGUCUCGUGUAUACGUUAAAUCUGUACUACGUGCUCAAAUACAACGAUCAUCUCCCUAAACACACUGUUUCUCGUCGUACACGUCGGCGAUGCAUUGAUCGAAUUGACAGUUUGCAUUGGCGGCAGGCGGCGCACGAACAAGACGUAGCUCUUGGCUUCUGGCCUAGCACUUCUGUAUCAGCGGAUCCGGUGCCUCCUUCUCUCAAUGACUCAACUCUGGAAGAUGAUCUGGAUAUUGACCUCGAACCGCCGCCACCUCAAAACCAUCACGACGACGAUGAUACAACUCUGCCAACCUGGGGUCUGCCUAAUCACGAAGCGUUCGACUAUGGCGCGUUGAAUCAAGAAUCCUUCCAGAGUGACCUAGAGCUUGACGAUAACAGUGACUUCGGAGUUGAGACUGCCCCCCAGACCCCAAUAUACGAUCCUGAAAUGGAUUGGGCUUCUGACUUGGGCUACACGUCUGCAAACUCUCGAGCGGCCUCGCCCACCGUUGGGCUGAAUAUAGAUCAGAUAGGAAACAAUCUUGAAGACGAGGCGCCUCAGGUCCCGCUUACCCCUGACGCUCCAGAUUUGGAGUUGAAUGAAGAAACAGCACAAGAGCCCAACAUUGACACUCCGAUGGAUUGCAGCGAGUUACCUGAUGGGCUGCGUGUAUUCAAAGAGCUGUUACUCAAAUUUUCGAGCGACGGUAACCUAACAGUUACGGCUGCAGAAGCUUUCCUGAAAACGAUCAAUAUGUGUCUGGAGAAAGGCCUAUUACAAUGUGGCUCUGAGUCGAACCCAGCGCAUCGACUACCAAUGACGUUGGAGACACUACAGCGACAUGCCGGCGAUCCUCCCGACAUUAUGAAUGUCUACGCUAAGACAAUUCGGCACCGUGGUUCACGUAAAGUCACCUAUCGCUACACGCCAAUCCUACAAUAUGCAUUUGGCUCUGUGAAGCGUCAGUUGAAGUCAAUACUCGAACGUCCUGGAAUCUUGGAAGCUAUCAAUAAGCACCGGGAAUACCUUAGGAGAGAAGGCAAACCAGACAACGUACUCGAAGAUAUUCAAGAUGGUGAGCUCUGGCGGAACUUUCAGAAGGGUGAUACCAAGUUUUUCGAAAACCCUCACAACAUCGGACUCAUUUUGAUGUGCGACGGCUUCUCACCUGCUACACGGCAGGGUGCCGCGUCGUACUCCAUGGGUGCUAUCAGCAUGUGCAUAGCUAACCUUCCACCUGAUCUUCGAAACCGGCCGGAAAACAAAAUUCUUGUUGGGGUAACACCUGGCCCACAUGAGCCAAAUGUCAACACAAUAAAUAACUUCUUGAAGCCAAUGGUUUCUGAGUUACUUGAACUCUGGAAGGAGGGUAUGUCUAUAACUCAUCCUGACGGAACACUGGAAGUGGUCUUUGCUGCUCUAGUUGCAUGUGCUUGCGAUACGCCUGCCGCACGGAAGGUUGGUGGGUUUCCUGGCACAGGUGCUCAAUAUCCAUGUACUGCGUGCUGGUGCUUGCAUAAGGAGUUUGAUAGAUACGACAAAAAGUUUCCGCGUAGAUCCAGAAAGGAGCAUAAAUGCGCAUCCAAGGCAUACAAACUGCUGCCUAAUAAAACGCAGAAAGAAAACUUCAUAUCUGCAGAUUUCCAGAAGGACAAGCCUGGUGGCUACUGGUACAGUGUGUUGCUACGCUUACCAUACUGGGAUCCUUCCACUAUGGUUAUAGUUGACCCUAUGCACUGUUUAUUCCUGGACAAUACAACCCAGACACUGUGGGCGACCGCCAGUUGUCUGGCAACAAUUGACCUUCCAAUAGCAAUUCCUAUUCUAUGGGAUAAAGUUGAUAUCAGCAGUGUAGAGCAGCAAACACACAAGGCAUGGGCAAAACUCAAAGAAGCAGAGGAAAAGAAGAAAGCUGAGCUGAGAAAAGGUGACAAAGUGACUUGUAACGCUGCAAAAGCCCGGCAGCGGGCCUUAACAAACACCAAUCCAACUACACGCCCUCAAAAACGACAACAUACCACUCGAGUUGGUAAUCAGUCUGGUGAUAGCAACUCAGAUCUACCUUUGGAUGCUUGUGAUGUUGCUAAUUUGGAACAAACCAAGGAGGUUGAUGCUGACCAACGCGGGUUUAUUUCUUGGAGGUUGCAGGACGCAGACGGAAUACUCUUCUAUCAACAGCUAUCAAACAUUUAUGCUCUUGCACAGUCAGGUCUGCGUGGUGCUGAGCAAAUGCGCCCAAACCAUCAUGGCAGCUCUCAUCUCCCUGAGCAGAUUGUAAGAUACGGCCCAAUGUCACAAAUUUGGACAUACUCCGACAACAUUGAAACUUCCAUUGCUUGCCGCGCCUCUGUUUUGCUCAAACUCGCACAAAUUGACGCAUUUUACAGUGCUUUUGUGCAAGCUCAACCUGAUAUCCCAAUUCAACAAGCAGCAUACAAGCAUGGAAACGCGCCUGUUCUUGAACUAGAGGUAAAUCCUCUUCGAGAGGUGAAGCACAGAGGUUGUAUUUUCAGUAUGUCCUCUUUUUGCGACUCAAUUAUCAAGGCAGUUGUGAUGGAAAAUGGUCAACUUGCGGAGCAAGUAGGCAAAAUUAUCGACAUUUGGGAACAUAAGCAAGCUAUUUCUUCAACUUCUAGUGUUUCAAACACCUUUGUACUUGUACAAUGGUACAAGGCUUCACCAAUCUUUGCUUUGCAAGCCGUUUGGCUAUGGACUGUGGACUUCCCAGAUGCCAAUGUAGAAAUAUAUGUCCCAGACCAAUACCUAGACUGGGAAGCAAUUAUUCCUGUUAGCAAUAUUCAGUGUCAUUGUGCUUGGAUGACUGUGAAUAUUGACAAUUGCCCUGUUUGGGUGGCAAUUGGGCUGGACCAAGAGUGA